AUGGCAUACCUCUGUCAGGCCUAUGACUUCCGCCCCCACUGGACGUCUAAUCUAGCCGAUCACCUCAAAAUCGACACCGACAGCAGAACGAUCACCGUCUACGAGCACAAGAUCUUUCUCUGGAACCACCUCGAGUCCAACAACCACUGGGAGAGUCUCAACAGCUCAGCGGUCCUACCGCGGUCAGUGCUCUCAGAGGCGAUAGAUACGCUCAACCUGCUCUUCCCAUUCGGAGACGACGCCACAGAAGCCCUCCUGAGGCGCGCGGGGAAAGAGUUUUCGUUAUAUAGGCUAGGAAACUGCGGCAGGGGGCGCCAGUUCGAGAUGUCCAGGUACAACUACUGGCGCGACGAGCUCGAGGAGAUCGCCGCUGUAACCUCGCAGCCUCCGCGCGGCAAGGCCCAGUUCAUGCUAGACAGCGAGGGGACAAAUUCCCGCGAUGUCUGGACGUUCUGGACGGCAAUCGCUUUUGGGGCCCUGGCGGUCCUCGGCGUCGCUUCGGUACCAGCUGGCGUUGGCGCAGGCUUGCUCGGCGGAGAAUUCGACGGAUACUCUGCCCGAGUUUUGCAGCUGAAAGCCGGAUAA
This is a messenger RNA of Diaporthe batatas, 585 nucleotides long. RefSeq lists its product as uncharacterized. Lineage: Eukaryota; Fungi; Ascomycota; Sordariomycetes; Diaporthales; Diaporthaceae. The record is from RefSeq and is a predicted model, not a curated record. Bases 1 to 585 code for a protein of 194 amino acids. The transcript is spliced from 2 exons.